This is a messenger RNA of Lathyrus oleraceus (garden pea), 1272 nucleotides long. RefSeq lists its product as uncharacterized. The record is from RefSeq and is a predicted model, not a curated record. The transcript has a single exon. Bases 1 to 1272 code for a protein of 423 amino acids. NCBI's taxonomy places the organism in Eukaryota, Viridiplantae, Streptophyta, Magnoliopsida, Fabales, Fabaceae.
AUGAUGGAGGGGAUUCUUGCUACAUUGGUUCAAUUCUAUGAUCCAUUGUAUCAGUGUUUUACCUUUCCAGAUUAUCAACUUGUGCCUACCUUGGAGGAGUUUUCUCACUUGAUUGGCCUACCCAUCCAUGAUCAAGUUCCCUUUCUCGGUUUAGAAGAAACUCCAAAGAAUCAAGACAUUGCAGAAGCUACUCAUUUAAAGAUGUCUGAGAUCAAAGCUAAUCUAACUACAAAAGGAGGAAUUCUUGGCUUGCCUGCUAAAUUCUUGAUAGAGGAAGCUCGUUAUUUUGCUAGCAUAAAUAGUAUGGAUGCUUUUGAGGCUAUUCUUGCCUUGCUCAUCUAUGGAUUUUUCCUCUUCCCUAAUGUUGACAACUUUGUUUACAUUAAUGCUAUCAAAAUAUUCUUAAUUGGAAAUCCAAUACCUACCUUGCUUGUCGAUGUUUACCAUUCAGUCUAUCUCAGGAUUUUUCAUAAGGGAGUAAUGGCCAUAUGUUGUGUAACUCUGCUCUACAAGUGGUUUAUUUCACACUUGCCUGGAUCUACUGCCUUUUGGGACCUUAAAGAUGGUUUGCUAUGGCCACACAAGAUUAUGUCUUUCACUCAUUCUUACAUUGAGUGGUUUGAUCGUGCUUAUGAGGGGGUGACAAUUAUUGAUAGUUGUAGUGAGUUUUCUAAUGUACCUCUUCUUGGUACAAAGAGUGGCAUUAACUAUAACCCGAUUUUGGCUCUCCGUCAGUUUGGAUACCCAAUGAAGGACAAGCCCAACACCAUCUUCUUAGAGAAAUUCUUCUUCAAGGAAGGAGAGGACAAUGAAGCAUUCAAAGAAAAGAUUGUGCAUGCCUGGCGCCACGUCCAUAAGAAAAGAAGAGAAGUUCUAGGAAAGCUAGAUUGUGUCUCUUUGGAGCCUUAUCUCCAAUUGGUGCAAGCUAGGGUCGUCGGUUUGAAAAUUCCUUAUCGUCGACAAGAGCGUUUGUCUUUAACUAUUAAGAAACCUUCUCUCAUUUUCAUGACUGGCACGGAGAAACUCAAGAUUGCUUUGACUAGGGUGCAACAAGAAAGGGAUGCUUGGAAGAAUAAGUAUCAGAUCAUCCAUGCAGAGAAUAAAGAGCUUCAAAGACACUUGAAGCAGAGGAAUGAUGAAGAGAUUGCUAAUAAGAAAAGAAAGGUUCAAGAUGAUUUAUUUUCCUCUAGCAUUAUUCCAGUUCCUGGUUCAAAUAAUCCUCCUACCUCAUGCGCUUGGAAGAUGAUUGUCGACAAGCUAAUGGUUGAAUAA